Molecule: messenger RNA, 1638 nt
Organism: Cladocopium goreaui
Lineage: Eukaryota; Dinophyceae; Suessiales; Symbiodiniaceae
Source: the annotation of a GenBank genome assembly
AUGUGGAGUGCGGCUUAUGUGAUUCUUGGGGUAGUGGUGUUGCUGCCGACACUCUGGUUAUUGGCGUCACUGACUCAAAAUCUAUGGAUCCCAGCCGUGGUCCUUGGCAUAGCCUUGUUGGUCUACCUACUGGGACAGCUCUUGGAGGGUCUGCAAUUGAACAUCAUCAGCAGUGGCAACACCACAGCCACCUUGUCGCAAACGGUGGAUGCCCUUGAGUUGGAGUUGUUGAAGGCGGAGUGGCGGGAGAUCAAGGAGCAACUGCUGGGCGAUGCCGAAAUCUCUGGUGGCAGGCUCAGCAAGGCUAUGGCCACACUGAAGAACUUCAGCCGGAUGGAUGCGAAGGUGCAGGAGGUGAGGGAUGUGAUCCGGAUGUUGGAGCAAAACCACACAAGCAGCUUGGAGGAGAUCCUCCUGCGGCAGCUGGAGAAAGGUCAGGCGCUGGCUGACUUUGCUGUGGAGCGCCUGGCAGAGGAGCUUACGAAGCAGGACUUCUGGUCCCGCUUGGCUCCACAGCUGCUGGCGGCCGGCAUCGUGCAGCACCUCGACAGCGAGACCUUGGUUCAGAUGGAAAGUGAGAAGGCCAAAGUGCAGGAGCAGCUCCGAAUCGAUCGUGGCAUUCCACAAAGCUUGGAAACGAUCAGGGUGCGCGGUUGGAUCGAGCUCUACGAGGCGAUGGCCCAGGACUUUGAUCGAGCCCUGCCCUACCGUGCGGCCGUGUUCCUGGCCGUGUGUGCUGCCCUGUUUGGCUUGGCCUUGCUGUACCACUUCAUGAAGCGACGCUUGAAGAUUCCGACCUUGGUGGAUGAGACCUCUGUGUCAUGGUUGAGACGACCCAAGGCCUUGCCGUCCAUCUGCGAGGUCUUCGCUGGCGAUGCUCAUCGCAUGGAUCGUCCCAAGGUGGUACUACGUGAGGAGAUUCGCCACAGCGUGGAGGAUAUGGCCCUGGUGGCGAUGAAGCGAAGUCGCCGCGGCAUGGCCCUGCCCAACGCUGUUUUCUUCGGGCCUCCGGGCACCGGCAAGUCCCUAACGGCGCGGCGUCUGGCCGAAUGCUGCGGUAUGGACUACGCCAUCCUCUCCGGCGGCAACAUCCUGGGGCUGAAGGAAGAAGCAGUUCCUGAGCUCCGCAGGGUCUUUGCCUGGGCUCGGAGGUCGCUUCGUGGCUUGCUGAUCUUUAUUGAUGAGGCAGAAGCCUUCCUGUGCUCCCGGAGCAACCAGAGCAAUGCCUAUGUCCAAGCUGCCUUGUCGUUUUUCCUGGCCCAGACGGGCUCAAGCAGUUCACGUUUCCAGCUGAUUUUGGCCACCAACCGCGUGCAGGACCUGGAUCCUGCAAUCUUGAGCCGGGUGCCUUUGCGCAUCGAGUUCGGCCGGCCCGACGCGCAGCUGCUGGAACAGCAGGUGCAAGACCGUGUUGGGCGGCUGGAGCCAGUGGCUGGCGAGCGCCUAUCUCAGCUCUUGAAAGAGAAAGGUGAAGCCGGCACCGCUGGAGAAGCUUUGUACAACUGGAAGUUCACGGGUCGUGACGUCCAAGGCCUUUUUGAGGAGUUCGCUCGGCGCUGGAGCUUGGAACAGGAGUUGGGACGCAAAGCUGACAAGGAAUGGCUUGAUCGCUGGUUUAACCACCGAGCUUUGACUUGA